Molecule: messenger RNA, 1277 nt
Organism: Penicillium brasilianum
Lineage: Eukaryota; Fungi; Ascomycota; Eurotiomycetes; Eurotiales; Aspergillaceae
Source: the annotation of a GenBank genome assembly
GGGGCAGAAAAGAAAUUAGGGCUAAGGUUGAUCGGCGCUUAUCGGCCUCAAUCAUCCUUUCCGCCUUAUUCUGCUACUCUACAAACCACCUAUUCAUUCCCAUCUUGUCUUGACACUCUUUGUUUUCUUCCAUUAUUUUCACAAUGCAUCUGUGGCAGGCCACUCUUCCGUUCUGUUUGCUGGCUUCAGCUGCCUUGCCCGCUGCAGCUGCAUCAGCUUGGGGCUUUGCUGAUGCCACCGUGGCAAUUCAACCUAAGGGCGCUGGGAUCAAUGGCGGAUUCAAGGAACAAUUCACUUCGUCCAAGCCAUUGUCCAAACCCGUUGUAUUCGCCGGCGCCGAUACAUUGCGCGUCAUCUUGACUGCUCAGGAAGGCAGCUCCGCAAAGAGACCACACCAGGCAUUCCUCCUGCUGAAGGAUAACCAGAGUGGCCUUGACAUCUCCUACCCUUUCAGUGUCAAGGAGAAUGGAAAAUCUCGAGUUGAAUUGACCCAGAAGGAGCUACCGGUGCAAUUCCUCUCCCUCACCGAACCCGUCGAUGCCCGCGUUGUCAUUGGGUCCUUUGGCAGCUCUGAGGCCUACGAUAGCUCCGUCUUCAAGCUGGCUAUCCAGCGGGACCCCAACGUGUCCGUCCCGACCGCGGAGACCGCGCGUUACGGCAAGCUCCCUGAGAUCCACCACAUCUUCAAGGACUCCCCCUCCAACCCGCCUGUCAUCAUCACCCUCGCUUUUGUGGCCGCCGUUGGCGCUACUUUACCGGCUCUGGCUGGCUUGUGGCUCUUCCUCGGUGCCAACCUCAGCCACCUCCCCACUGCGCUCAAGUCCGCUCCUCUACCCCACGCCAUCUUCGUUGGAUCGUUAAUCUCUUUUGAGGGCCUCUUCUUCCUCUAUUACACUUCUUGGAACUUGUUCCAGCUCCUACCGGCUGCGGCCAUUGUUGGCGCGGUCGCAUUCGUGAGCGGUAGCCGCGCAUUGGGUGAGGUGCAGGGUCGUCGCCUGGCUGGUCUCCGGUAAGCGUCUUGAGUGAUGCUCUAUUGCGAUAAGCUUGCGCUCUAGACCUACCUCGGAUCUUUUGAAAAGGUGGCCACUGGAGCUCCACGGGAGUCGUUCGUGUCUUAGCUGCUAUGAUAUCCGUUCUGUUUCAUUUGAACCAGUAUUUGCGAAUGAAAGAUGCUGCUGCGCAUGUAUAUCUCUUUUCCAAUGAGUUUCUGGAAGUAUGUAAAUAAAUUUUGACUGCGUGCGAGCUCGACUUCUUGGAGUACUUGAGAGAUACCCACU